AUGGCGCUUGCAGUUGGCGACGAUGUGGUUGAGAGCCUCUGGACCAAUGAGUGGAAUAAGAACAAUGAUCGGCUGCUGCAGGCAGUGGAGAAUGGCGAUCCUGAGAAAGUGGCUUCAUUGCUGGGUAAAAAGGGAGCCAGUGCCACCAAACAAGAUAGUGAGGGCAAAACUGCUUUUCACCUGGCAGCCAUGAAAGGGCAUGCAGAGUGCCUCAGAAUCAUGGUGACACAUGGUGCAGAUGUGACAGCCCAAGAUGGUGCAGGUCACAGCGCUUUACAUCUUGCAGCAAAGAACAGCCACUCUGAUUGCAUUAAGAGGUUACUUCAGAGUAAAUGUCCAGCAGACAGCACUGACAAUUCUGGGAAAACAGCUUUACAUUAUGCAGCUGCAUGUGGUUGUCUUCAGGCAGUUCAACUUCUGUGUGAACACAAAUGUCCAAUUAAUGUCAAAGAUUUGGAUGGGAACAUACCUCUGCUGCUUGCAGUACAAAAUGGUCAUACGGAAGUCUGCAAAUACCUUCUGGAUCAUGGAGCAGACAUCAACACCAGGGAUAAAAAUGGAAGAACUGCUUUGAUGAUGGCUUGUGAAGCUGGUAGCCUUAACAUGGUGGAAGCCUUCCUUAGGAAAGGUGCAGAUGUCAGUUUAGUAGAUGUCUUUGAACAGAAUGCCCUGCAUUACUCCAAGCUCUCCAAGAAUACAGGGAUCCAGAAUCUCCUAUCAUCAUCAAAGUUAUCUCAGGAUGUGGAUACAAAGUCACUGACAAAAGCAAAGCAGCAGGAAGAAUUCAGCUCCUUGCAUCGAGAUAAUAAAGACAGACUGAGUGACAGCACAACAGGUGCUGAUAGUUUAUUGGAUGUGAGUUCUGAAGCUGACCAGCAAGAUCUACUUCUGUUGAUGCAAGCAAAAAUCGCUUCUUUGACAUUGCACAAUAAGGAGCUACAGGACAAAUUACAGGAAAGAACACCUAAAGAAGUGGAUUCAACCAUAGAAUCUUAUCAUUCAACCCAAACAGAGUUUGAUCAAACAGCAGAUAGACAAAGUGAGUUCUCAGCUCAGGAGCUGAAGUCUACAUUAAAUGCCACCCAAAUUCAAGAAAAGUUGGCAAGCCCCAGUGAAGUAAAAAUGAAGUACCUCCAGGAAGACUUAAAGGAUGUGCAGAGGAAAUUAGAGAAUUCUGAAGCCAAAAGAAAGCACAUAGAAGCUCAGGUCCAGUCUAGAGUCCCAGAAACAGAUCAUUUAAAUAGCAUAGACAUUUCAGAAAAUGGUUCUGAUCUUAACCUGAAGUUCCAAGAAACUCAAAACAGGUAUGAGGAAGCUGUGAAAGAGGUUUUGAAUGUACAACGGCAAAUGAAGCUGAGUCUUGUUUCCUCUGAAAGUGAAGAAACCAGUUCUGAGCCGAGUAGGUUGAAGGUUACAUGCGAAGAAGUUGAAAUGCUUAAGCAAGAAUUGAAGAGAGCAUUGGAGGAAAGUGAAAGACAAAAAGAGAAAGUGAGAGCGCUACAGAAAAAUUUUGAAGAAAGAGAGCAGAAUGUGGCAAGCAAAUUGUCUGUGGAAGAGUGUGAGGAAAUAAAGAAUUCAUAUUGUUCAGUUAUUGAUAACAUUAAUCAAGAGAAAGCAUUGUUGAUUGAGAGGUACAAAGAAGGGCAAGAGGAAAUUAAAAGGCUACAGGACAAGCUGACAAAUCAGACACAGUUGGAAUCUAGUGCUGAAGCUGGAGAAAUGAAAGAUGCGAUGCACAGAAUGAUAGAUGAGCUCAACAGACAACUUAGUGAAUUGUCUCAGUUGUACAAAGAAGCACAAAUAGAACUUGAAGACUAUAGGAAGAGAAAAACUCUAGAUGAUAUAGCUUUGGAGUACAUUCCUAGAGAUGAACAUGAAAAACUGAUGCAGGUAACAAAUUCUUUGAAAUACAAAGCAGAGAAUGAGUUAUCAGAAAUUAAAUCCCAGUACACAAAAGUAUUAGAUGAAGCAGAAGAACUAAAGCAACUGUUAGACACUCAGAAACAAAACUCUUUGCCAAUUACUGAACACCAUCAGGUGAUGAAUGCACUCAGAAAUACUGUAAAGAAAAUGGAGGAAGAAAUAAAUGAGCUCAAAGGACUGCUUACCAACAAGGAAAGCGAAGUAAGAAACCUACAGAAGGAAUUACUGGAAGAAAAAGCUGCAAUUAAUGAAGCAAUGGUACCCAAGGCUACAUAUGAAAAGCUCCAGUCAUCAUUAGAGGGUGAAGUUAGUGUUUUGUCAUCCAAACUGAAGGAUGUAAUCAAAGAGAAGGAAAAUGUGUCCUUAGAUGCUAUGCAACUGAGAAAUGAAGUUUUGCACUUGAAAGAAGAGAAAGAAGGUAUGCAUACUCUGCUUGAAGCAAAGGAACGGGAGGUGACUGGUCUUCACCAAAAGUACCAUCAAGCUCAAGAUGAUCUUGAAAUGAAAAGAUAUUCUGAAAGCUCAUCAAAACUAGAAGAGGAUAAAGAUAAAAAGAUCAAUGAAAUGUCCAAGGAAGUUAGCAAAUUAAAAGAAGCAUUGAACAGCCUUUCUCAGCUUUCCUACUCAACCAGUGCUCCCAAAAGACAAAGCCAGCAGCUGGAGGCAUUACAACAACAAGUGAAGCAGUUGCAAAACCAACUGACUGAAACAAAGAAACAACAUCAGGAAAUUGUCUCAGUUUACAGGAUGCAUCUUCUCUAUGCUGUGCAGGGUCAAAUGGAUGAAGAUGUCCAGAAAGUACUUAAACAAAUUUUAUCGAUGUGUAAAAGCCAAUCACAGAAAAAGUAAGGAAAAAAGCCAAGGAAAACUCCCCAUUUUUAUUAAUCCUGUUAUGGGUAUUUAUCUAGAUUUGCCUUAACAUAAGAUUUUAAAUUGGCAAUUUGCUGCUUUUGUGUUAUUGUGCUGUUUGUGAGGUGGAUUUGUUUGUCCGUCUCUACCACUUCCCAUGUGCAUUUGUGUGUGCAGUAACUAAACACAUGCCUGCUUUUCAUAUCCAAAAUGCAAGUAUGUUCUUCAGACUUACUUAGGCCACUCCAUGUCAUGUUUACCCUGAAAGUACUUUCUGGUUUCCUCAAAUAGAGGGAGGUUAAUCUGGAGGAAAGCACUCAUGUUGCCCGGGUAAAGGUGAAAUUCUCCAUAAGGUCUUCUGUACUGUUUAUAAGUUGCAUCUUGUUACUGGGGAGUAAUUUAGUUGCUUGAUGUUGUAGCACUCAGAUUCCUGACGUUUUGCCAUAUGCAGUCUUUGGCAGAGCAGAAGUGAGCCUUGCAGCAGUGAGCAGAAGUAGAUAUUUAUGGUAAGCCAGAACAUCAAACAGCUACACUUCUUAAUAUAAUAUUUAAGAUUAACACACCAUAAGGUAGCUGUCCCAACCCAUCCAAUGCACUGAGUACACAAAAAUCAUACCAUGCUUCAUAGUUUCCUUGAACUGCCUGAUAGUGGAAUGAAACUAUUUCAAAAGGUAAAAUCAUUAGUUUAUUGAAGUUCUGUACAAAGCAGUACAGAAAGGUCUGUGUAAACAACCCUUUAUGAUAGGUUUAGCUAUCUAUGCAAGUGUUGGCCAUGAAGCUCAGGAACAAAACCAGAAGAACAUAUACUUUAGACAAGGGAUUCUAGUGAACACAGGAUGUUUACAGUGAAUGUCAAUGCCUCAUACUUCCUAACCUCACUUUUGUAAAGAACUUCUCUUCAGUAUAUUUUUAUUGGCCCUCUAAUGAUUUUUUUUUGUAACUAAACCAUUUUUUCUACAUAAUGUUUGCAUUAAGCUUAUUAACAAAUAUUUUUAGGUAAUCGUGCUUUAGAGAGUUUCUUUUUAUACUCCCAAGUAUUCAGUAAUAGUGAAGCAUAGUGAAGUGUUUUCAGUAUGAAAAAGAUCUGUAUGGAAUAAUAGACUUGUCUGUCAGUGUGGUCCAGAGCAGUGAAGUGUAAAAUGCAAUUUGGCCUGCUGUUUCAACAAAUGUAGAAAUGAUAGGUAGAGAACAGCAAAAGGUGUCAAAAAUUUCUACAGGUUGUUUCUAGAGGCCAGGGGCAUCAGUAAAGCCUUUAUCAGCACUUCUAAAUUUAAAAGUCGAAUAAAAAUGCCUGAUGUGGUAUAGUAUGAAACUAUGGAAAAAUGUUUCUAAGCAUACACUGCACUUGAGGGUACAACCAUUCUAACUAGCUUGCAGCUUCACUAUGGUAUUUGUUUUAUUCCUGUUAGUGGAUAUGUCUCUAAUAGAGAAAUCUCCAGAGCUAUAUAAUCUAUGAAGUUUAUAUAGAGUCAUAAUAUGACAGGAGUCAGCAGCACCUCAGGCUGACUGGACUCAUAGUGCACUUAGAUAAUUCCUAACCUUGGUAAAACUAAAAUGUAUUUUAAAAACAAAACAAAAAAUCACACCUUUGCAUCAGUUAGACCUUGGUGUUACUUUUCUUGGGUGGUUUAACUAAUGCCUGCUAAUUUUGAACAGUAUUUUAUAGUUAGAUGGUUUUAAAAAUGCUCCAAAGAAAUGUGAAAAGAAUUUUGCUGCAGCACUUCAAAAUGAACAACAAGAUUUUAAGCAUGCUAAUGCUGCAAAGUAUAAAACUUGAUAAACCAUUUUAUAGGUUGCCUGAUGGAUUUAGUCAUCUACUUUGUUUUGGUUUGUAUAUUUAUUACAAUUAUCUUUCUGGAAUAUUGAAAAUUAUACACUACAGCAUAGCAAGUUUCUUUAUAUGUAAUUUGCAAGAAGUUUCCUUAUGCAGCAAAUAAACUAUUUCCAAUUUUUUCA
Messenger RNA from Gymnogyps californianus (California condor), 4728 nucleotides. Its product is annotated as ankycorbin-like. Lineage: Eukaryota; Metazoa; Chordata; Aves; Accipitriformes; Cathartidae. The record is from RefSeq and is a predicted model, not a curated record. Bases 1 to 2772 code for a protein of 923 amino acids. The transcript is spliced from 15 exons. Gene Ontology annotation, molecular function: actin binding.